AUGAGGGGACUCUUGGCUGUGCUGUGCUCAAUGAGUGUCUUUCUGCCCUAUGGUCGAUGUAUCUAUGGCAGGGGAGAAUGCUAUUUCAACGGCAAAGCCAGCUGUGAGUAUCAGAAUCAGCUGUUCAACAUCGGGGAGAGCUGGGUGACAGAAGACUGUUUCCAGUGUGUGUGUCUAGAGCCCUUUGGAGUGGGCUGCUGUGAAAAUGGUCCACAGCUUGUGGAUUACCCAGACUGGUGUGAAGCCAUACGUAAACCGGACUCCUGUACUGUUGCCGUGGUGAUGAAGGCCAAUCAUAAACUGCCAUGCCUGUUUGGAAGGCAGAACCAGCUGAGACUUGGGAAAGGGCCCAUAUGGAAAUCUGAAAACGACCCUCUCUAUUAA
This is a messenger RNA of Chanos chanos (milkfish), 384 nucleotides long. RefSeq names its product prostate-associated microseminoprotein-like. Lineage: Eukaryota; Metazoa; Chordata; Actinopteri; Gonorynchiformes; Chanidae. The record is from RefSeq and is a predicted model, not a curated record. Gene Ontology annotation, cellular component: cytoplasm. The transcript is spliced from 3 exons. The coding region runs from base 1 to 384 and encodes 127 amino acids.